This is a messenger RNA of Saccharomyces paradoxus, 1353 nucleotides long. RefSeq names its product mitochondrial 37S ribosomal protein mS29 (gene RSM23). The record is from RefSeq and is a predicted model, not a curated record. Gene Ontology annotation, cellular component: mitochondrial small ribosomal subunit. Gene Ontology annotation, biological process: mitochondrial translation. The transcript has a single exon. Gene Ontology annotation, molecular function: structural constituent of ribosome. Bases 1 to 1353 code for a protein of 450 amino acids. NCBI's taxonomy places the organism in Eukaryota, Fungi, Ascomycota, Saccharomycetes, Saccharomycetales, Saccharomycetaceae.
AUGCUACGUACUUCGUCUUCCAAAUUCGUGGGACAAAGGCUGUUCACCACUGCUCGAUCCCUCCAGGCUGCUAAACCGGCACCAAAAGGUAAAACUCAAGGGUUUUCCAAAAAAUCAUCCUCUGUGUCGUCUUACUCAUCCGCCAAGAGGAUCACUCCCGGUUCAUUAUAUAAAAACUGGACAGACACCACGCACACUGCUCAAUUACAACAGACGGCCGUCCCUUUGGCAUUACCUAUUUUCAACUUCGAGAACAUUUCCAAGACUUUGAAUAAGGUAGUAUCGUACUCCAACAAACAGUACAAGUCUCUUCAUCACUUGGGUUCCUUCAAAAAAUCUCAAUUCAAUGAACUUUUUCAAAAACCGGUUUGUUUAGUUCGUGAAGAUGCAACGAAUAGGUUUUUGAAGAAACUAGUUUCUCAUCCUGUUAAAAAAUUUAUAAUCACUGGAGAGCCUGGUGUGGGGAAAAGCGUACUGCUCUCCCAAGUUCAUGCGUAUGCAGUUGACUCCAAGCAAAUCAUCAUUAACGUAUCAUAUCCAGAAUUAUUUUUGAACGGUAGGAAUGAUUUUUCUUAUGAUGAUGAUUUAAAACUUUACAUUCAACCAAUGUUUUUGAAGAAGCUUAUAAGAAAAAUAUUGAAGGCCAAUGACCCUGUGCUGUUAAAAUCUAUAGAACUCUCUCAAGACUAUAAGUUCUCGAACGCAAAUCCAAAGAACGCUUCCAUAAAACAAUUCGUCACAUUGAACAAAAAGAAAAACACAGUAUUAGAUUUGUUAUCCGUGAUGACCCACUCGCACAACCGUGGAAAAUUAAUGAAAGCCAUUAUUGAAGAGCUAUCUAUCCAAUCCAAGGUACCAAUCAUGUUUACGGUGGAUAACUUUUCAAAAAUCAUAACUACUGCAUAUUCUGCUUACAGAGAUACACAGAAUAAACAAAUAUAUUCUCUGGAUUUGCAAAUGGGUAAAUUGAUGAUGGAUAUUGUUUCGGGAGAGACGAAGUUUGCUAAUAGUGAUAGUUCCACUAUAUUGGCUAUCUCCGGCGUCGACAGGACAAACAAAACUUUACCCGUGGCAUUGGGCAAGAUCCCUGUAGACCCCUAUGUUACUAGAUACCAUUAUGAACCCAAGUUCGUCGAAUUGCUUCAAAAAGGUAAUAUCACCGAAUUUGAGGUUCCCAAACUGAACAAACAGGAAGUUAACGAAAUGAUCGAAUACUACAAAAAAUCAAAUAUUUUAUUAGACAAGGAUAUCACAGAAAAAAAGUGGGACAACUUAAUUGACGAAAAAUAUUUCCUAAGCGGUAACGGUAACCCAAGAGAAUUAUUGAAGAGUUUGGUCCUUUCCCAUAGAUGA